Macadamia integrifolia is the source of this 1956-nucleotide messenger RNA. RefSeq names its product lipase 3-like. The record is from RefSeq and is a predicted model, not a curated record. The transcript has 4 exons. NCBI's taxonomy places the organism in Eukaryota, Viridiplantae, Streptophyta, Magnoliopsida, Proteales, Proteaceae. Bases 447 to 1463 code for a protein of 338 amino acids.
UCAUUGACAAACCGUGUUCCACGCUCCCCAUUGGGGCUCCCGUAUCUAACACCACCCGACACCCCCACUCGUCGGCUCAAGAACUUUUUCCCUAAUUAGUGAAUUAAAAAGGAGAAAAUUUAAUAAAAUUAAUCGCUGGCUUUUUCUGGAAGACACGAAUCCAAUUUGUAAUUCUUUUCCUUCUAUCCAUUCAUCUAUUUAUCGUUCUCUCAAUUGAAAAAUCCCACACGAGAUAGCGAGACAUUCCAUGUAUUUGCAGCUAAUUAACUCCGAUUCUGUUAAACCCAAAAGGGCUUUUCAUUGCUUCUCAAUUUUCCUGAACAUCACCUUUCUCAGAUAAUCGGAUUCCAUGCCGAAGAAGAGGUUUAUUGUUAUAAACCAUAAUUCAAUCAUGGGUUCCUCUCUGUAAUCUGUAUUGAUUGAUUCCUUUGAUUCAAUCUCUCUUCAUGGCGAAGUGUUUCAGCUUCACCGCUUCAAGGGACUGGUGUUACCGCUACACCUUCGCGAACGCCGGUCUCAAAUCGGUGACGACGGACCUUGGCGGCGGCACAAUCAUGCACUGUUGGGUACCCAAAACCCAAAAAGAGAAGAAACCAACUCUUCUGCUCAUCCAUGGCUUCGGAGCCAACGCAAUGUGGCAAUAUAGCGAUCUCCUCCGACCCUUUAUCACCCGCUUCAACAUCUAUGUUCCAGACCUGAUCUUCUUUGGCGAAUCAUUCACGAAACGCCCUGAGCGCACUGAAUCGUUCCAGGCUCAGUGCGUGAUGAAGCUUAUGGAGGUGCACGGGGUGCGCAAGUUAAGCCUUGUCGGGAUCAGCUAUGGUGGGUUCGUUGGGUAUAGCAUAGCUGCUCAGUUCCCUGAGGCCGUGGAGCGGGUGGUACUAUGCUGUGCCGGUGUAUGCUUGGAGGAGAAGGACUUAAACGAGGGUCUGUUUGUGGUGUCUAGCUUAGAGGAAGCCGCUAGCGUUUUGAUGCCUCAGAAUCCAGAGAAGCUGAGGGAGCUGGUUCGCUUCUCUUUUGUUAAACCUCCCAAGACCAUGCCCUCUUGCUUCCUUCGUGAUUUCAUUGAUGUUAUGUGCACAGAUUAUGUUGAAGAGAAGAGGCAAUUGAUUCAGGCCAUACUAAAAGAUAGGAAGCUUUCUGAUCUUCCAAAGAUCACUCAGCCAACGCUAAUACUAUGGGGAGACAAAGAUCAGGUAUUCCCAUUGGAAUUGGGGCACAGACUAAAAAGUCACAUUGGGGAUAAUGCUAAGCUAGUAGUGAUAAAGAAUGCUGGUCAUGCUGUGAAUUUGGAGAAGCCUAAGGAGUUCUACAAACCCUUGAAAUCCUUCCUUGUUGAUUCUCUUCCUCCUCCUCCUCCUCCUCCUCCUCCUCCACCUCCUCCUUCUGCUGCUCCACCUCCACCUCCACCUCCACCUCCACCUCCAGCUUCUCAGCUUAUUAAUGGAAACAAGGUGGACUAAAGUCUUCAGGUGGAGAGAUGUUAGAGCUCCCCUAGUGUUGGCUACUGCUUGCAGGUGGUAUUGUUCAGGACAAAGCACAGCAAGGUCUGUUCCCUAUCUGCUUUAAAUGUCUAUAUAAGCAAUGCAGAGGAAGAAGCCAUAGGGACAAUGCUGCAGCUAUCUCUUGGAGCAAUUUCAAUGUCAAAUGCAGUAGGAAUUGCCCUAGCAUAUGAAGGCAUGAGAAGGGGAUUAUGAAGAUAGCCAUGAAGUGGGGAUUUUGCCAUUCUAAAAUGUAAAUUGAAGGUUGGAAAGAUCAUGGCUUGCAGUUCUUUGAAAACCCCUAUAAUUAGAAGAGGAACAAGGGAAUGCAAAUUGAGCUUGAAGUUUCUGAAAACUCCUAUAAUUAGGAAAGAAACAAGGGAAAGGAGAGAAACAAAGGGAAGUUUAUGUUGAAAACUUAUUAUGAAUUAAGAUUUACUGGUUGUGUUAUAAAAAUCCAUCCUUGGUAACUAUA